CAAGUACAGUCGAAUCAAUCAAAUCAUUUAACAGUUUCUAGCUAUUAACUUCACAUGAAGUUGACUGCACCUGAAUUUCUACCUAAAGCGAUGAUACUGAUAUAAAACACAAUUAAUUCAUUAGAAUAAGUUUCUACCUAGCUUGUAACGUUGUGUGUGGAAGUUCCGUUUCCAAUUGCAUAGCAUGGAUAUGAACGCUUUUCCUUGUUCUUGGGGAAUCGAUAGCUACUAUUUAGGGAGAUACUAGAAAGCAAUAAUCCUCUAUAUCAUCCCCUAUCUGCCAAAUUCUUCUUCAAAACAUGAAUCACAUGCUUUGCUUCAAAAGAAUUUGCAGUAAAACCACCACCAAUAAUAAUAACGGCGGUGGUUCUACAGGUUCCUUAUCGGUGAACCUCGAUUCACGUGACAUCCAUGAACGUCUUCAUGUUGAAGAUGAUCCCCUUGAAGCAUCUUCUACUGCAACUCCUCUUCGUCGUCUUCGUCUUCGUUCUCGUUUCCGUACUUGUGCUCGUACUCCGACCACUAAACUCGCCACCAAGGGUGUCACCACCGCACCAACCUCACCUUCCAAUUCAUAUUACACCUGCAGUCCUUACUACAGAGGCUUCACUGAUUUAUUUGCCUCACCUGUGCCGUCGUCAUCAUCACUAGUAGUUCUGACAGAUUCUGACAGGACUACUGCUGAUGAUGACAAGAAGGACGAGAAGGACGAGGAGGAAGAGGAAGAGAAUAAUGAUUAUGAUGAUAUGAGCGAAAGCACAUCGGAAACUUCCGAUGACGAGACAGAAACAGAUACAGAGGAGAGUAACAAAGAGAAAACAAGUUUUGAGGAGAUAACAAAGUUCUUACUAUCUUCUUCAAAGGUUAGCAGAAGAGGAGCGAAAUCCGAGUUAAAUUGGUGGCCACCUAGUCCAGGCUGGGUGAAACUCAACGUAGAUGGUAGCGUCGUCGAAACCAAUGCCAUGAGUGGCUGUGGAGGAUUGCUUAGAUCUGAAACAGGUCAAUGGCUGCUAGGGUUUUCAAUUCGCAGUGAUUCCACCAAUGUUCUUGAAGUGGAGCUUGGUGCCUUGAGAAUGGGACUUGUUCUUGCUUGGGACCAGGGGCAUCGAAAUCUAUGCUGCGAAACGGGUUGUGUUCGAGCGCGUUGUCUCUUUCAGUGUUCUGAGUCUGAUGAUGGUAUGGUGAUGAGGUCUGGUGAAGUGGAUCUUCUUGUAAAGGAGAUUCGGAGGCUGCUUCGACGUCCGUGGAACGUUCAGCUUCGCCAUGUUUUCCGGUCGGCGAAUAUGGCUGCCGGUUACUUGGCCAAGCUUGCUUCCAAGAGUGCGAAUGAUCUUCAGGUGUGGUCUUCUCCUCCUCCUGGAAUUGAGACUCUCUUGCAGGGUGAUAUUGCUCCCCAUGUCUAG
Molecule: messenger RNA, 1403 nt
Organism: Arachis ipaensis
Lineage: Eukaryota; Viridiplantae; Streptophyta; Magnoliopsida; Fabales; Fabaceae
Molecular function (GO): RNA-DNA hybrid ribonuclease activity; nucleic acid binding
Source: RefSeq, a predicted model, not a curated record